AUGGAAGAGAAUGGGGAAUUUGUAUUGGAGAUUGUUCAGAGAUGUUCAAAAUUGCAAAGUGUUGUGAAAGAAGAAAUCUCUGAUGACAAUGCAAAGCUGCCUUGCUUCAACGGGAGGGUUGUAUCUUGGUUGGUAUCUGCUGAAGGCUCACAGCCAGAACCAGCACCUCACCCAGUUAGCAAUAUGCCAGAUGUGCCUCCUCCAAUCGAACGAACGGGUGGAAUUGGAGACUCGAGACCUCCCUCCUUCCAUGCAAAUGUGACUGGGAGUCGGGAGAAUUUGGAUAACGAGACCGAGACAGAAUCAGUGGUGUUGUCCCGGAGAGAGAAACCGCGACGGAGAGAGAGUAUGGAGCACGGUCCCAGAGUUAAUGGACACCCAAAAAUGGAGCGACACCUUGCUGGUUACGAGAGCUCGUCCACACUCCUAAGCAGUGAACUAGAAACAACCAGCUUCUGUGACUCUGACGAGGAUGAUGCAGCUAGCAGAUUCAGCAGCUCCACAGAACAGAGCACCAACUCCCGGAUCCUGAAGCGUCACCGGCGCAGACGGAAACAGAGGCCCCCGCGACUUGAGCGUGCUUCCUCGUUCAGCAGCGUCACUGACUCGACAAUGUCCCUGAACAUCAUUACAGUCACAUUGAACAUGGAGAAGUACAACUUCCUGGGCAUCAGUAUUGUUGGCCAGAGUAAUGAGCGAGGGGAUGGAGGGAUCUACAUUGGCUCAAUAAUGAAGGGUGGAGCAGUGGCUGCAGAUGGGAGGAUCGAACCUGGUGACAUGCUGUUACAGGUGAAUGACAUCAACUUUGAGAACAUGAGCAAUGACGAUGCUGUGCGGGUUCUGAGAGAGAUCGUUCACAAGCCCGGGCCAAUCAUUCUAACAGUUGCCAAAUGCUGGGACCCGUCACCUCAAGGCUACUUCACUUUGCCCAGAAAUGAGCCAGUCAGACCUAUUGAUCCCGCAGCCUGGGUGUCUCAUUCUGUUGCGUUGACUGGUGCAUAUCCAGCUUAUGGUGCCAGCUCAUCCAUGAGCACCAUCACCUCGAGCAGCUCCAUUACUGAAACCGAACGUUUUGAUGACUUUAACCUAUCAAUCCACACGGAUAUGAUGUCUGUUGCUAAGGCAAUGGCUUCCCCAGAAUCUGGCCUUGAGGUUCGAGACAGGAUGUGGUUGAAGAUUACAAUCCCCAAUGCAUUCUUAGGCUCUGACGUUGUGGAUUGGCUGUACCACCACAUCGAGGGCUUCCAGGACCGCAGGGAGGCGAGGAAGUAUGCGAGUAACCUGCUGAAAGCUGGCUUCAUCCGUCACACAGUCAACAAGAUCACCUUUUCUGAGCAGUGUUACUACAUCUUCGGGGAUUUCAGUGGUUGUGAAAAUUACUUGGCCAAUCUCUCACUGAAUGACAAUGAUGGUUCGAGUGGGGCCUCAGACCAGGACACGUUGGCCCCCCUGCCUCACCCGGGCACCACCCCGUGGCCAAUAAUGCACUCCUUCCAGUAUCCCUACCCACCUCCACACCCUUACUCCACACAGCCACCCAGUUACCAUGAGCUAACUACCUACAGCUACGGGGGAGGAGGAAGUGCCGGCAGCCAACACAGUGAAGGAAGCCGGAGCAGUGGGUCCAACCGCAGCGAGAGCGAGAGGCGCACGGGCAAAGACAAGGACAGUAAAACGGUGGAUUCCAAGUCCGGCAGCGGCAGCGAGUCGGAGUACUCCACCCGGAGCAGCGUGCGCCGCGAGCACGCUGGGAGCGAGCGCUCGGCUGCCAACAGCGAGCACAGCCAUCGCAGUCACCACCAUUCGGUCAUGGGCAGCGUGCGCUCCCAUCAUUCUGUCCAUGCCUAUGGGCCGCCGGGGGUCCCGCUGCAGUACAACCCCCUGAUGGUGAUGAUGAUGCCUCAGUCACCGUCUUCCGCUGCCGUGCCCCCCGGGGCACCGCCGGUCCGCGACUUGGCCUCAGUGCCUCCUGAGCUCACCGCCAGCCGUCAGUCCUUCCACAUGGCCAUGGGAAACCCCAGCGAGUUCUUUGUGGAUGUCAUGUGACUUGCUGGUGGAGCAACACUUGUCUGAUAUUCUCUCUCUCUCUCUCUCUCUCUCUGUCUGUCUCUCUCUCUCUCCCUCUUUCCUUUUGUGUUGCCACGUCAGCCGCAAAGCCGGAAGGUGAAGAUCCCAGUGCUGACAUUGUAAAUAAGGUCACUUUUCACACCCAGCUUUGCGUGGAGCCCACCACAAUCCUGAAACACUAACCGUGGAGGGCCAGCUACCUCGGCAGCUGCUGUCGUUGAGACAACAUGAGGCGGCCGGUGCUGGAGCCGAAACCAAGACAAGUAUUUCAAAACAAACUGUGUUUUUUUAGUAUAAUUUAAUUGAAGUACCAAUUAACAAGUGCAAUUCUAGUCUUUUAUUUCUUGUUUAUUUUAUAUAUUGUAUACCAGGACCGAGUAUUAUCCUCCACUGUAAUCACUACGUCCCUGACGGGUUUGUACCUGCAAACUCCUCCAUGUCGCCUGCAAAAAAAAAAAAAAUUUAAACAAUUGCAUGGCAACUGCGUACGAACUGCCCUGGUGCUGAUGUUUUGAUAUCGCAACAUUGCAGAGUAUUUGGUAGAGGGCAGUUCUGAUGGUCAGCCUUCAGUUGCCAAGUAGUGAAAUUUCAGGGACCAAGUGUAAAGCCUGGGCUUGUUAUUUUAAAAAAUUGUAGAGUAAUGGUAACUCGGUUACCCUGUUGGAAUGUUUUCAGAAGGAAAGUCCACUGGUAAUCAAGUUGUUAGCUCAGUAUUGCAAUGAUUUUUGGAUUUUUUUAAAGAAUAAAUAAACUUUACAGUCUUAUGACUCUUUGCAGUAAA
This is a messenger RNA of Stegostoma tigrinum, 2848 nucleotides long. Its product is annotated as segment polarity protein dishevelled homolog DVL-2. Gene Ontology annotation, biological process: intracellular signal transduction; canonical Wnt signaling pathway. Gene Ontology annotation, molecular function: frizzled binding. The record is from RefSeq and is a predicted model, not a curated record. The coding region runs from base 1 to 2046 and encodes 681 amino acids. Gene Ontology annotation, cellular component: cytosol. NCBI's taxonomy places the organism in Eukaryota, Metazoa, Chordata, Chondrichthyes, Orectolobiformes, Stegostomatidae. The transcript is spliced from 15 exons.